GUCGACUUCAAGCACGUGCCAUCACAAGCGCUCCGUGUACAAUGAAAAAGACCUCUGCCUUGUUAGGGUUUGCUUCCACUGCAGAAUCUGACAGCUGUCUCACAUGUGGCUAUGGAGAAUGACGCUGCCCGUGAUUCUUUAAUGGUAAAAGCUAAAAAGUUAUCUCAACUUGGUUAUCAGGAUUGGCGGUCCACACGGGGCUCACAGAGUUGUUUACAAAGAGGGUUUUGAGAAAGGGGAGUUAAGAGAUUGGAGAGAGAGAAGAUGCUGCUCAAGAGUUCUUCCACUCCUAUUCUUGGAUCACUCAUCUCAUGUUCCUCAGCAGUAUUCUCUGAUAACCCUAACAAUGGCCACCAAUUGCACCACCAGUGCCUUGAGAGGACUAACUCCUCUUCCUCCACCAUCCUCCACGGAAUCUGCUGCCGUUACUCCCAUAUCUUGGAUUCCUCUGAACGAGACGCAUCUGCCGGCUUGAUUAGAAGAAGUCAUUCCGAAGGAAGUAUUAAGGAUCUCCUCUCCAACUGCUCAGUUGAUUCCCAAUUCCAAAGGUCACUGAAGCCCUCUUCUUCCCGCCGCCGGGAUGUAGCUCUGGAGACGGCCCCGUCACUCUCCUUGUACAGCUAUGUAACUGUUGAAGAAGACGAGGAGGAAAAGCUGCAGGAGCAGGAUGACUUCCAGAUUGAUGAGAAAUUUAGCUUCCUAGACCAUGGAGAGUAUAACGGUGGCGAGCUAAGCCAGAGGGCUUCCCAGCCCCUUUUCCUUGCGAGAGGGCUUGGAAUCGAUCGCCUGGCUUCAGGGCUCAUGGACCUUGGCGUUAAUGAUGGAGCAGUUGUGAUUGGUGCUGGUAGUGGUGAUGGGAGAGAUGGGAAUUAUUCUGUGAAAACUGACUAUGGAGGAGAAGAUUAUGAGCUUGAAAUUUAUUAUAAGAGGCUGAUUGAAGAGGACCCUGGUAAUGCAUUGAUUCUGAGGAACUACGCCCAAUUUCUUCAUCAGUGCAAAGGGAACCUUGCUCAAGCUGAAGAAUACUACUCCCGUGCCAUCCUCGCUGAUCCCGAUGAUGCUGAAACCCUCUCGCAGUAUGGCAAGUUACUAUGGGAGCUUCACGGUGACUUUGAAAGGGCUUCAGCCUACAUCGAGCGUGCUGCUAACAUGGAUCAAAAUAAUUGUUUUGUUCAAGCUGCAUACGCCUCCUUUUUGUGGGAAGCUGGUGGAGAAGAAAUUGGGGAAGACGAUAGAUCACAGGAAGUCUAUGGGGCGCCAUUCUUCCACAUCGGCGCAUUGGCUUCGGCAGGUGCUUAAAUAAUGAAGACGGACAAGCAAUAGGAGAUAUUACUUUUGAGUGUUCAUUAGAAGGUAUUCCGCAAAACUGGUGAAUUUGCUAAGCAAUAUGUGCAAAUAAUAAGCUGUUAUUGAUGAAUACUGCAAAGUUCUUUGGACGCCUAAAGGGCCAUUAUGAAACUUUCAAUUAAAUACAUCCUUUGUUACCGGUUUCUUGGGGCUCAUUUUACAGUUUAUAGACAGAAAAUAUAUUUUAAUAAAUAAUAUUUUUAUUUU
Phalaenopsis equestris is the source of this 1554-nucleotide messenger RNA. RefSeq lists its product as uncharacterized. The record is from RefSeq and is a predicted model, not a curated record. The transcript is spliced from 4 exons. The coding region runs from base 265 to 1299 and encodes 344 amino acids. Lineage: Eukaryota; Viridiplantae; Streptophyta; Magnoliopsida; Asparagales; Orchidaceae. Gene Ontology annotation, molecular function: protein binding.